Messenger RNA from Candidula unifasciata, 213 nucleotides. The record is from the annotation of a GenBank genome assembly. Lineage: Eukaryota; Metazoa; Mollusca; Gastropoda; Stylommatophora; Geomitridae.
GAAGGUGUUACCGACUGGACCACCCCUGGGAACCCUUCUCUGGAGGACCUGGGUGUGUCACUGACCCAGUUUGAGCCGUUUGCACGUUACGUUCUUCAUCCCAUGCGCAGAAAUGCCUACUACUUGGAACGUUUGGGUGAAUUUGCCGACCCAGCACCGCCCAAACCUGCCGAGUUCUACCAGACUAAACCUGCCAGUUAUGCUCAAGCCUAG